AUGAGUAAUUAUGACGAUCUGAGAUCAAAAGAAGAACAACUAAUGAGAAUGAAUUAAGAAUUAGAAAAAUAAAGAAGAGCUUUGAAGGAAGAUUAUGUAUGAAGUAAUUGAUAAAAUUUUAGAUAAAAUUCAAAAAUAAAGAUUCAAAUUAUGAGGAUGAUAAUUAUGAUGAGAAUCUGGAUUACGAUGAGAAUGAGUUCAAUGAUGUAUUUUAUUAUAUACAAUUUAAAAUAGGUAUAUAAAGAUGAUAGUGAUUAAGAGUAAGGAUUAUAGUAAUAAUCAAAUUAUGAUUCUUCUGAGGAUGAAGAUUUCAAUAACGAUGUUGCUGUUCAAUAGAUGGUAAAUCAAGUUAGGAACAUCAAAAGUGCAGAAUAAAAUAGAGAUAAUCAAUAGCCUAUCAAGUAUGAUGACAAAAAAUAAGAAAUCUUAGAAUAGGAACUGAUAGUAGAUGAAUAAAGUAAGAUUAUUUAAACAAUAUAGAAAAAAUAUUAAGAAUGUAAAGUUUAAAAGCAGAUGCCUUGAAAUAGGAAUUAGAUAAUAUACUCUAAUAAAACAAGAUGAAAGAAAAUUUAAUUUAAGAAAUAGAAUAGAAAGGGAAGAACAUUAGUGAUUAAACCAAAAAGUAUAAUGCACAAAUUGUUAGUUUGAAUGAAAAAUAUGAAUAAUUUAGAUAAAAAUUAUUGGAAACUUAAUAAAAGACUAAGGCAUUAGAAAAGGAGAAUCUGGCAAUCACAAAAGAAAUAGAAUCAGUUAAGAAGGAAUAUAGAAAAAUUGAUGCAGAAGCUAAUAAAAAAGAUAUUGGAAUAAAUAGAACAGUUGAAUAAAUAUAAAAGUUGAAAUUAGAACAAUAAAAAAAUAAAUUAUCUAAUAAUGAUAAAUAGAGUGAUUUAUCUCUGAAUAUAGAAUAAUUCAAAAAAGAUAAUUAAAGAAUUGAACAAUAGAUUACAGAAUCACUUUAGGCUUUAAAGAAAUAAUUAAAAUUAAUUGACAUUCUUAAAAGAUAACGUAUACAUAUAAUUGCAGCAAGAAUGUUUUUAUUCAUAGAAUCAGAUUUUGCUAAAACUACUGAUCUUAGUAAUAAAAUAUAAUACUGA
This is a messenger RNA of Paramecium octaurelia, 1094 nucleotides long. Lineage: Eukaryota; Ciliophora; Oligohymenophorea; Peniculida; Parameciidae. The record is from the annotation of a GenBank genome assembly.